AUGAUGGCAGCUGUCAAUCACACCAGCUUGCAGCCUACCUCCUUCAUUCUGGUCGGCAUCCCAGGGCUGGAGGACCUGCACAUCUGGCUUUCCAUCCCAUUCUGCCUAAUGUAUAUCACUGCAGUCUUUGGCAACCUCCUCCUCUUAUUUGUCAUUGUGGAGGAGCGAAGCCUCCAUGAACCAAUGUACCUUUUCCUGGCCAUGUUAGCCAUGGCAGAUCUCGUAUUAUCCUCCUCCACAGUGCCCAAAGCCCUGAGCAUAUUCUGGUCCCUUUCCAAGGAGAUGUCUUUCCACGCCUGCCUUACUCAAAUGUUCUUUGCACAUUUAAGCUUCAUUGCAGAAUCAACCAUCCUGCUGGCCAUGGCAUUUGACCGGUACGUUGCCAUCUGCAACCCGCUGCGGUACGCCACAGUGUUCACACACUCAGUGAUAGCAAAGAUUGGGCUGGCUGCCGUAGCCCGGAGCUUUUGUGUGAUGUUCCCAACAGUAUUCCUCCUUCGGAGGUUGCCGUAUUGCGGACACAAUGUCAUGCCACACACCUACUGCGAGCACAUGGGCAUCGCCCGGCUAGCCUGUGCCGACAUCUCCUUUAACAUCUGGUAUGGCUUUGCCACCACUCUUCUGUCACCAGGAGUGGACAUCAUGCUCAUAGCGGUGUCAUAUGUCCUCAUCCUCAGGGCUGUCUUCAGGCUGUCAUCCAAGGAUGCCCAGCUCAAGGCAGUUGGCACCUGUAGCUCUCAUGCUUGUGUUAUAUUCAUGUUCUACAUACCAGCGUUUUUCUCGUUUUUCACUCAUCGGUUUGGCCACAAUAUCCCCCAACAUGUUCAUAUCCUCUUGGCAAAUCUCUAUAUGCUCCUACCACCCAUGCUAAACCCCAUUGUCUACACAGUGAAAAACAAACUAAUUCGAGAAAAAGUGUCCCGAAUAUUCCUUAGGAGUGGGCAAUUGCAUUGA
Messenger RNA from Rhea pennata, 954 nucleotides. Its product is annotated as olfactory receptor 52B2-like. Gene Ontology annotation, molecular function: G protein-coupled receptor activity; olfactory receptor activity. The record is from RefSeq and is a predicted model, not a curated record. Gene Ontology annotation, biological process: G protein-coupled receptor signaling pathway. Lineage: Eukaryota; Metazoa; Chordata; Aves; Rheiformes; Rheidae. The transcript has a single exon. Gene Ontology annotation, cellular component: plasma membrane. Bases 1 to 954 code for a protein of 317 amino acids.